AUGGCACUGACCCCGGACUCUACUUGCUCCCAGCUCACCUCUACUCUUGGAGCUCUGCUGAUGGGAGCGCAUGGCAUACAGAUCCGACAGCUACGGUCGGCAUCAGUAAAGUGUGGCGAACUAAGACGGGUCGGACUAGGAUUUACCGUGCAGUUCAGGCACUACGGCAGCGAGGGUGUAGUGGUGGCGGAUCCCGUCUGGUGA
Molecule: messenger RNA, 204 nt
Organism: Penicillium hordei
Lineage: Eukaryota; Fungi; Ascomycota; Eurotiomycetes; Eurotiales; Aspergillaceae
Exons: 1
Coding region: 1-204 (67 amino acids)
Source: RefSeq, a predicted model, not a curated record